CUGACCAGCGAAGCCUGGACGGGGGCCAGCAGAGAUCAGUCAUUGCUGAAAAAGCUUACAAGGGAUUUUGGAAGGGUUUGCUGGAGGGUCUGGCUGGGGAGAGGCCACAUCUGUUCAUACACAUUUUCUGAAGAUGCAUGUGAAGAUGGCAGCCAGGCUGGAUGGACCUCUGAUGCACAGUCACAUCCGAGGCCUGGGCAGGGUGAUGGUAUUCCUCGCAGCAGCUUUGGCAUCAGCCUCCCUCACGAUCCCCGAGGGCUGGGGAGAGGAAGGUGUGCAGUACAGCCAGCUGGGGACGGACGUGACCCUGUCGUGCAUCGGUGCCCGCACUGGCUCAAUGGUCCAAUGGAGACGAGAUGGGGCUGUGGCACUGCCAGAGGGCUCAGCCAUCCAUCAGGAAGCCCUGGUGCUGCCACGUGCCAGCCUGGCUGCUGCUGGGACUUACAGCUGCCACGACGAGGAUGGCAGCCUCCUGCAUACCGUUUCCCUGCAGCUGGGCCGGUGGGAGACCCUUUGUGGGGACCCCGCACUGACAGUCUCCUCCCCCCGGGCUCCAGAUCUGCCGGGGGUCCCCUUUGUGUCCUGCAGAGCAUCUGAUUACGAGAACUUCUCCUGCUCUUGGACCUCCAGUCUGGAGACCUUCCUCCCAACCAGAUACAUCACUACCUAUAGGAAGAAGUCACUGACAGGAGAAGAGAAGCGAAGGAACAAGAGCGGGCACGUGGGGCCAUGCCUGCAGGACCCAGCACGCACGGGCACCUGCACCGUUCACCGGUCAGAGUUCUGGAGUUCCUACCGGUUGAACAUCACAGAGGUGAACCCACUGGGUUCCAGCUUCCGCCUUCUAGAUGUCACCAUGCAGGCCAUCAUUAAGCCGGACCCUCCGGAGGGCUUGGUGGUGGAACCUGUCCCCCUCGCCCCUAGGAGGCUUCAUGUCAGCUGGAAGUACCCCGCAUCCUGGCCCAAGGAGCCCCACUUCCAGCUGCGGUUUCGCCUCCAGUACCGCCCCGUCAUCCACCGCUCCUGGUCUGUGGUGGAGACGGUGAACCUGUCUGAGGUGAUCACAGAUGCUUUUGCGGGGCUGGAGCAUGUGGUGCAAGUGAGCGCGAAGGAUUUCCUGGAUGCGGGGAAUUGGAGCGAAUGGAGCGCAGAGGCACGGGCCACGCCAGUCAGAGACCCAGCCACCAUGGUGAGUGAAGAAACCACUACAGAUGUCAGCCUGGGAAGCCUGGCUGAGGAGCCUUCACAGGCACCCAACCCUGAGCCCAUCAACCGUAGUGACCCCCUGGAGAAUACAACCAUCCUGGUCUCCCUUGGGAUCUUUGCCUUCUUUGUCCUGGCUGCCGUUCUCGUCAUCGCCAUACUCAUCUGGCUCCGUGUGAGGAAGCACAGCAAGGAUGAGACCAAACCCCACAACUUCCUGGUUGCUGCCACCCACUUGAAGGCUCUGCCAAGAACCCAGAUCCUGCCAUGAGCCACAGCUGACCCUGCUCUGUGCAUCCGCUCACCAUGUACGGGACAUAGCACCACUGUUGGCCCCAAGGGCUCCAUGUCACGCAGCCUCGGGCAUUGCCCCCAGCACCUCCAGGGUGCGGGAUGGACCCUAUGGACAGAAGCUGCGCUCCCAGGAUCUCUGGGCUUCCUGUGCCUGUCAGGAGCGGCUGGACUCAUGGGGAUGGGGCACCGAGCCAGCCCCUCAUCACCUCGUCAUGCCGCCUCCAUGGGGAUCAUGGGCACAGGCUCCUCCCAGGGGUGCUGGGCAUCAGUGACCGCUGCGCCCCUCACCAGCUGUCAGCAGACAGAAGGGAACCCUCCUUCUGUAAUCUCAAUAAAGAGGGUAGUGUUUUCACUGCCCAGAAAGA
This is a messenger RNA of Tympanuchus pallidicinctus (lesser prairie-chicken), 1862 nucleotides long. RefSeq names its product interleukin 11 receptor subunit alpha (gene IL11RA). The transcript is spliced from 13 exons. Gene Ontology annotation, molecular function: cytokine receptor activity; protein binding. Gene Ontology annotation, biological process: cytokine-mediated signaling pathway. Gene Ontology annotation, cellular component: external side of plasma membrane; membrane. Lineage: Eukaryota; Metazoa; Chordata; Aves; Galliformes; Phasianidae. The record is from RefSeq and is a predicted model, not a curated record. The coding region runs from base 134 to 1474 and encodes 446 amino acids.